Molecule: messenger RNA, 1356 nt
Organism: Cervus elaphus (red deer)
Lineage: Eukaryota; Metazoa; Chordata; Mammalia; Artiodactyla; Cervidae
Gene: CRH
Product: corticotropin releasing hormone
Exons: 2
Coding region: 691-1263 (190 amino acids)
Biological process (GO): negative regulation of glucagon secretion; negative regulation of epinephrine secretion; positive regulation of cortisol secretion
Cellular component (GO): extracellular region
Molecular function (GO): corticotropin-releasing hormone activity
Source: RefSeq, a predicted model, not a curated record
CAGAGGGAUAUUUUCAGAUGCUGAGGUAUUGCCUGACACAGCAGGUCAGAGGAGUUAGGUGGGAGAAAGGAGGGGAAUGUCCAGAGUUACCCCCUAUCACAGGACUGUGUGUUGAUAGACUUCUCUUCCCCUCCUCUCCCCUCCCAUUCACUCUCUUUUCUGACCUUCCAUUUGGCCUUUCCUAGUAAGAAGAGGCCAGUAUGUUUUCACACUUGGGAAAUCUCAUUCAAGAAUUUUUGUCAAUGGACAAGUCAUAAGAAGCCCUUCCAUUUUAGGGCUCGUUGACGUCAUCAAGGAGGCGAUAAAUAUCUGUUGAUAUAAUUGGAUGUGAGAUUCAGUGUUGAGAUAGCAAAAAUUCUGCCCCUAUUUCCCGGGCAGGGCCCUAUGAUUUAUGCAGGAGCAGAGGCAGCGCGCAAUCCAGCUGUCAAGAGAGCGUCAGCUUAUUAGGCAAAUGCUGCGUGGUUUCUGAAGAGGGUCGACACUAUAAAAUCCCCUUCCAGGCUCUGGUGUGGAGAAACUCAGAGCCCACGUCUGUGGAGAGACAGAAGAGAAAGAGAAGAGGAAAAGAACAGAGUGGGAAGAGAAAGGAGAAGGGAAGAGAACCCCUGAAAAAAAGCCCCAGAGACUUUCUCUGCAAAGAAGCGCUGCACCCCGCUCACCUGCAGAAGCACCUCGGAAGCGCCCCCUAACAUGCGACUGCCGCUGCUCGUGUCCGUGGGUGUCCUGCUGGUGGCUCUGCUGCCCUCCCCGCCAUGCAGGGCCCUCCUCAGCCGGGGGCCCAUCCCGGGUGCCCGGCAGGCAUCGCAGCACCCCCAGCCCCUGAGUUUCUUCCAGCCGCCGCCGCAGCCCCAGGAACCCCAGGCUCUGCCCACCCUACUGCGCGUUGGGGAGGAAUACUUCCUCCGCCUGGGUAACCUCGAUGAGACCCGGGCUGCUCCGCUCUCUCCUGCCGCCUCUCCUCUCGCCAGCAGAAGCAACAGUCGCCUUUCUCCGGACAAGGUGGCCGCCAACUUUUUCAGAGCGCUGCUGCAGCCCCGGCGCCCGCUCGACAGCCCGGCGGGUCCCGCCGAACGCGGCACGGAGAACGCCCUCGGCAGCCGCCAGGAGGCGCCGGCUGCCAGGAAGAGGCGAUCCCAGGAACCUCCCAUCUCCCUGGAUCUCACCUUCCACCUCCUCCGAGAAGUCUUGGAAAUGACCAAGGCUGAUCAGUUAGCGCAGCAAGCUCAUAGCAACAGGAAACUGUUGGACAUUGCUGGGAAAUGAAACGGUGCGUUUGGCUAAAAAGAUUCUGUAUUUAGCACAAAAGUGAAUUUAAAAAUCUAAAAAUUAAAAAAUAAAAAUACAGUAUUCUAUACC